AAUUUGAGAGAGCAGAAAUGCUGAGACGAAAGCCAACCAAGAUCGAACUCAAAAUCGAAGACAAAGACGAACUCGAAGAAGCUCGCAAGCUGCGCGCCGCCGCCUCCUCCACCACAACCACAACCACCGCCGCCACUACCCUCCUCCACCACCUCGACCGCGCCAAAGACACCUCCUCCAAAACGCACCGCAUCGGCCUUCCUCAGUAAUCGAAGCUCGAACGCCCUCAAAAAACCUUCAUGUCUCAAAUCCCCAAAGCUCUGAUGGAAGUCGAGGUCAAGCUCAGGCUCCUCGACGCUGCCGCUCACCGCCAAGUCACCACCCUCCUGGCGCCAUUCCUCGUCGCCACGCAUCGCCAAGAGAAUUUCUUUUUUGACGGCUCCAAAGCCGAGCUCUCGGCCCGCCGAGCGGUUCUCCGGCUACGAUUCUCCGACAGGAGUCCUCUCUGCGCCGUGACGCUCAAGGCGCGGGCGGUGCUUGUCGAUGGCGUCAGCCGAGUGGAGGAGGACGAGGAGGAGUUUGAUCACUCGAUCGGGCGGGCCUGCGUCGCCGAGCCGGAUAAGCUGAUGGCCGCGGAGUCUAGGGUUUUGAGGAGGGUGAGGGAGGAAUUUGGGGUUUUAGGGUUUGUGGGAUUGGGAGGAUUUAGGAAUGUGAGGGAUGUGUAUGAUUGGAAAGGCUUGAAAUUGGAGGUGGAUGAGACUAAGUAUGAUUUUGGUACUUGUUAUGAGAUUGAGUGUGAGAGUUCUGACCCUGAAGGAGUGAAGGUGGUGCUUGAGGACUUCUUGAAGGAAAAUGGUGUUCGGUAUUCCUACUCCGAAGUGUCAAAGUUUGCGACUUUUCGAGCUGGGAAGCUGCCCGUUACUGAGUGAAUGUGGUUAUUCAGCAGAGCGCAACUGGAAAGGAUGAGGACGUCUCCAAAUCCCCGAGAUCACUGUACUCUGCUUCUGUUCCGAACUUCAUCGUCUCAUUCUAUUGUCAUAGAACUCCAAUACUUUCUUAACGCAAGGACGUCGGCAAAUUCCAUUGUUUGUAAUAAAUUGCACUAAUGUCACAUUAUAUGUUUUCGUAGCGUAAAUUGUUCAUCGUUAACAUGAUAUAUACUAAGCUCUGAGAGCGCGUUUGAUUGAA
This is a messenger RNA of Pyrus x bretschneideri (Chinese white pear), 1128 nucleotides long. Its product is annotated as triphosphate tunnel metalloenzyme 3. Bases 240 to 869 code for a protein of 209 amino acids. The transcript is spliced from 2 exons. Lineage: Eukaryota; Viridiplantae; Streptophyta; Magnoliopsida; Rosales; Rosaceae. The record is from RefSeq and is a predicted model, not a curated record.